Messenger RNA from Drosophila rhopaloa, 3963 nucleotides. It is a transcript of the gene crm, whose product is annotated as protein cramped. Gene Ontology annotation, biological process: pattern specification process. Gene Ontology annotation, cellular component: nucleus. The coding region runs from base 130 to 3012 and encodes 960 amino acids. The record is from RefSeq and is a predicted model, not a curated record. Lineage: Eukaryota; Metazoa; Arthropoda; Insecta; Diptera; Drosophilidae. Gene Ontology annotation, molecular function: chromatin binding. The transcript is spliced from 7 exons.
GUUAACGGCACACUGUAAGCCCAACAUCAACAUCCCUGGCGUCUCGUUAAUAACUUUUUUUAUAUAGCCAUAUAGCACCGAUUUUCCAUGUCCGAUUUCUAGGCGACAAACGGAUGUGGAUUGGCCAACAUGGAGGACCUGUGCAAGCCGCCGUUAGCCGUAUCCAUCGAGGAGCCCUUGCCAAACGCAAAUGGCAAGGGUGGAGUGCACUUGAAGACCACUCUGCCCGAGGAGGAGCUCCUCGGCUCGGUGACCACGCACAAUUGCCCGGGAACGCGGGCCAGUGCCCGGGUCAUCCAGAAGAUGAAGCAGGAUCAGACUCGACCGAUGACACCGCCCCCCAGCGAGCGGGAGGUGAGCAAAAAGGAAGAGAAGGCCGCCCAGAAGACGCCCAGCCAGUUAAAACCGGGCAGUGGAAAGACCACCUGGACGAAUGUGGAGCGCAAUUGCUUCUUCGACGCCCUCAAUGAGUUUGGCAAGGACUUCGAGGCAGUGGCCAACUGCAUCAAUGCCAAGCUGAAGCGGCGCAACGCCAGCAGCGAUUAUAGCUUCAAGACCAAGGAUCAGGUGCGACAGCACUACUACCAGACCUAUCACAAGAUCUGCAAGUACGUGCGCUACUCGGAAGAACUGAAAAAGCCCGCCCAGGAGUUGUACACUCUAAUUAACUACGGCGAGAUGCGGCGCAAGCUGCAGUUUCUCACGGAGAAGCACUUUAUGAAGCUGAAGCAACUGGUUUACCAGGGUCAGAUUACUGUGCGCUGCAAAGGCAAGAACAUCCGCAUCAAGACGCCAUCGUGCAAGGCGCUACGACGACUCAAUCAACUGGAUGAUUCCCUUGAGGACAUCCGUCUGCCCAGCAAGGUGGAGGUGCUGGUGACGCCCGCCAACAUGGAGGCCUUCGGCCGGGUGCAAUCCCUGGCCCAGAACCCGCGCGGCAGAAUCAUAGUUCCGCUGCACAAGAAGCUAAUCAGUCUCAUCAAGACGUUCGAGUACAAAUGGCGGAGUGCCAAUCAGCGUCUGCACGAAGAGAAGUCCGUCUUCUUUUCCACCAGCAUAGCAUCCAAUGCUUCCACCAUUACAACCACCACCAACAACAAUGAACCAGAGCCACUGCAGCCGGCUCCGUCAUCGCUGGAUCCCUCACUGUGCUUCCAACCCAGGCCGGGAGUGGCCAUCCACCGACCUUUGCUUAGCAUCACCGCCUAUUUAAGCAGCAUUAAUAUCUGCCUGACCGCCUACGAGGAGCGCAUGGGCUUCAAAGUGCGCAGCGAGACGUUGGGCAACCUGCCUGGCAUUCCAGUGGCGGCUAGCAAGAGACCCCGAACGGAAAGCGGAUCGGACAAGCGUUCGCCGGAGUCCAAGAAACUAAAAUCGGGUGCUAGUCCGCCACUGGAAAAAAGUUUGGAUGAUGUGCCUCUGGAGGGGAAUCUAGUUAAGAUGGAGAAUAGCAGCGGAGAUGAGCUGGGGGAGGAGAUUCAGGACUUCCUUGUUGACAUAGUGGAGGCCACGGUUCAAACGCAGGGAGCCACGAUUCCAGCUCUUCCCACCACACCUGAUGAACAGCAACCAGCCCUUGCUGUUGUGCCGGAAAGUGCCACUGAUCCAGCUCCUCCAGCCACCACCGAGCAAUCUACUUCCUUGGGAACCUCGUCUCUUUUGGCUCCUUCUGCUGCCGCUCCUUCAGCCACUCUGGCACCUUCUACACCUGCACCUGGUCCUUUAGUGGCUCCUACGGCAGCUCGCUCCAAACGCAAGGAAGCCAAAGAGGCGGCAACGGCCCGAAAUUUUAAGCCCCUGCUCAGCGACGAGAUCCUCAAGCGAAUCCGCAAGGGAUGGACGGAGGCGAAUGCGGCGGAUAUAACCAUAGGCGAUCUGUAUGUGGUUUUUGGCCAGGAUUCCAAGCUGGAGCUGGAGUAUUACUGGUGUGAGACGGAGAGCUCGAUGGCCAUGGCACCCAGCACUUCAUGCAGCAACUCAGUGGCAGCCGGCUCCUCGUCUGUGGCCACUCAAACAGGCACCUCCACCUCCACCGCCAGCCAAACAAUCGUAUCUUCCAACUCCUCCGUCGUCACCUCGAGCACUUCGCUGCCCUACAAUCCCAACGACUGUGAUAGCGUGGAACGCGUCAAGGCCGUCACCACAUCGUCGGUGAGCAACAAGCUGAAGCACCUGCUGCUGGUGGCCAAUCUCAGCGAGCGUGUACGCAAGCGCCAGUGCACCUGCGGCCACACCUGCGACCGCAAGCGUGAUCUGAUGAGCAAGGCGCAGCAGCUGGCGGAGGCGGCGGCCGCCGGCGGAGCAGGCGUGGUGGAGGGCAACUUCCGCACCCCGAUGCUGCCGGUGAGGCGACCGAUACCCAACAUCAUCGAUCCUGUGCGCCAGCUUUCAGCGCUCACUCGACAAAAGAUGAGUCGCCAGGUGCUAGUGCAGCGUCGUCUCCUGCCCCCCGCCUCCGUUGGCGGUCGUCCGUACGAUCUGCUGAGUGUCCGCCAACUCCACAGUGGCCUCUUCGAACCAAUCGAUCGCCUCGGCAGCACCAGUUCCAGUGGCAUCAGCUCCGGAUCUGAUUCCAGCGUAAGUGAGGCGAUGCCUUCACAGUAUCAGCAGCAGAUGGACCAGCAGACGAUGCAGUUCUUCGACGAGGGAACCGCCCAGGGAGCCGCGCGAGAUAUGCCCAAUCUGGACAUCUGUGUGGCCACUAGCACCACCGGCGUCAGCAGUGUCCUGGCCGAGGCGGUCCAGGAUGAGAGCACAACACAAAAUUUCUUCCAUGGCAGCGUAAGCCCGAUGCACUUGCUCAAGGACUCGACUUCCAAUGCGCGCUGGCUGGAGGACAAUAUCAAUGAUUUCUCGCUGACAUCGCUGCUGGGGCAUCUGGACGAGAUUGAUGCCACCAGGGAUAUACUGGAUCCCUCGUCGAGCAUGUCGGUGAUCAGCGAGAGCAGCGUGGACUUCCGGCACAAGUUCCAGGAGAUCGCCGCCCUGCUGCAGCAGCAAGAGAAGGAUUAGCAGUGGCAACUGCGGGAACCCGGGCGUGUCUCCUUCGUUUAUUUAUGCAGAUCCGGACCCUGAAAAGACCGGAGACAGGAUAGGAAUAACGAUGAGGGAACCCAUGUGUGCCUCCAAGUCUCAUAUCCCAUUUUUUUUUUAACUUACUGAUAUUAUUCAUCCCACAUGUUAUAUGGAACAAACAUCUGUUUUACGCGACUCUUUGUGAUCUAUUCUCAUUUUAUGUCUGCCAAGUAUUAGCAAGCACUCACAUUGUCUAAACAUAUAUAUUUAUUUAUAAAUUAACUUUUUGUAUCACGCGAUAAACGCGAAAACUCCCAUAUUUUAAUUCUCAGCCUUUAUGUUUGUCCAUUCGCUCGCACACUCGUUCCGCACUCCUCUAAUUGGUUUCUAAGUAUGUAAGAUCGGUUCAGAAUAGUUAUUAAGCAUACAACACCAAUUUUAAUCGGAACUUCCAAUUCGCCGCACGAUAAAGUAUAAACCCUUAAAACAAAAUUCCCGAAAAAAGACUCGAAAGUUUUACAAGUCUGGAAAUGUUUUUCCUUCCAUGCCCCCGCCCCUUGUUAACCAUAUAUAUCUCUAUAUAUACACAACACAUAAUUUAGGUGAGAACAAAGGAACAACAUUUAAUCCUAGAGCGUAUUUUGUAACAGUAACUCUUAGAACUUGUUAUUAUACAAAGGCAAAUACCGAAAAUAAAAGCAAACUAAACUAAAAAGUUAACUACUUAUGACUAUCUGUAAAGAAUUGGGUUUUGGAUAGACAAGAAAUAAUAAAAAAAAAAUAUAUUUAUUUAUUAAAGAAACUUAUGCCUUGUGUCGACCACGCAUAACGAAGAUCAUUGAAAGUGAAGAACAAACAUUUAACAUCGGGUUGUUUUUACAAAUCCUCCGUUUUUUUAUGAACACGACUUGUUCUUGGUAAUUAAAACUAGAUAACCAUUAAGUAUAU